This is a messenger RNA of Fusarium verticillioides 7600, 2095 nucleotides long. RefSeq names its product glycerol-3-phosphate dehydrogenase. The transcript is spliced from 2 exons. Gene Ontology annotation, cellular component: glycerol-3-phosphate dehydrogenase (FAD) complex; mitochondrion. Bases 291 to 1997 code for a protein of 568 amino acids. Gene Ontology annotation, biological process: glycerol-3-phosphate metabolic process. Lineage: Eukaryota; Fungi; Ascomycota; Sordariomycetes; Hypocreales; Nectriaceae. The record is from RefSeq and is a predicted model, not a curated record. Gene Ontology annotation, molecular function: glycerol-3-phosphate dehydrogenase (quinone) activity.
UUCUUUGUCCCCUUUCUUCCUCAAGUAAGGUACUUACUUAGGUAUCUCUCUAUAGUAGGUAGUUGCGGGUGUAUUCGAUCUGCGAUAUCGUUCGUCAUUGCAGUACGACCGAGACAUCGUACCCAUCAAUGUCGCAUAAACAAUCCAACACCUAGUUACCUGUUCAUUCUUACAGACACACAACUUCGCAUACAGUUUCGGUCCAGAUACCACACAGCUUCUUCAUCGCCAUAUCGCACCAAGUCUCUGAAUAGACUACCGCUGAAGCUUGUACUGUACUAUUGCCACAAAUGCCGACCUUUGCAGGCGUGCCAAGAGGACUCGGUCGUCGGUUCUGGCUACCAGGCGUUGCCACUACAUCUGCAGCUGUUCUCAUCUAUAGCUACCUUCCCCGUGAUUUCACUGGCCAUACAUCACCCGCAGUUCCGCCUCCAACCUUUGGUGCCGAUGGCACUUUCAAGCUUCCUCGGUUUCCUCGCGUCAGAACACGCGAAGAGCAGCUAGACCAACUCCGAGGGAGCUCACGGCCUCAAGUCCAGCAAUAUGACAUACUUGUCAUUGGUGGUGGUGCCACUGGUGCAGGUGUCGCCCUUGACGCUACUAAUCGUGGCCUCAAAGUAGCUAUCGUCGAACGUGACGAUUUCAGCAGCGGCACGAGCAGCAAAAGUACCAAGCUGGUUCAUGGAGGUGUCCGUUAUCUCGAGAAAGCCGUCUGGAACUUGGAUUAUAACCAGUACUUGCUCGUCAAGGAGGCUCUGAAGGAGCGCAAGUACUUCCUACAGACGGCUCCCCAUCUGAGUUCCUGGCUCCCCAUUAUGCUGCCCCUCGAUAAGUGGUGCAAAGCUCCCUAUUACUGGGCCGGCACUAAGUUCUAUGACUUUGUCUCUGGCAGUGAAGGCAUUGAGGGGUCUUACUUUCUGACUCGAAGUAAGGCACUUGAGGCCUUCCCUAUGCUUAAGCCCACGGAUCUUGUCGGUUCUCUCGUGUACUACGACGGUGCACAUAACGAUUCGUGCAUGAAUGUUUCUAUUGAAAUGACCGCUGCCCUCUAUGGUGCAACUGUUGUCAAUCAUGCUGGGGUCACAAGACUUAUAAAGGAUGGUGACGGAAACCUUUGCGGCGCAAUAGUCAAGGACCUUGUUUCCGUAAAGGAUGGUCAAUCAGCCAAGCCCAUCACUGUUGACGCAAAGAGUGUCAUCAACUGUACGGGGCCUUUUACUUACUCUGUCCGAAAAAUGGACGAUCCAGGCUGCAAGGAAAUUGUGGCCCCAGGAUCUGGAGUUCACGUUGUUCUCCCUGGUUAUUUCAGUCCAGGAAAAAUGGGAUUGAUCGAUCCGUCAACGUCUGACGGCCGGGCCAUCUUCUUCCUCCCAUGGCAAGGCCACACUAUCGCGGGCACCACCGAUUCCCCUUCGACUAUCUCACAAAAUCCUCUACCCGACGAGAAGUCUAUCGAGUGGAUCCUGAGCGAAGUCAGCCACUAUCUGUCCCCAGAGAUAGAUGUUCGCAGAGGCGGGAAAUGGGCAACCUAUAGGCAAAUAGCAGAGGAGUGCGUAGACUUGGCCAUUCAAGAAUUUCGUCUCGAGCCCCAGCCUGUUACAGAUGCACCUCGCGUCAGCGGUACCGAUCUAGUUGACGAUGGGGCAAUAUUGGAUGGCAAAUGUCAGACGCACAAGGUUCGUUUAGUUGGUGCUCACGGCUUUAGCCCAACACUAUUCAUCCCUAUUAUUCAGCACUUUGGGGUUGAGACUGAGGUCGCCAAACAUUCGACCGAAUCCUAUGGUGAUCGUGCCUGGACUGUUGCCUCACUUUGCAAGCUGACUGACAAGUGCUUUCCCGCCCGCCGUGAACGCAUCUCUCAGCUCUAUCCAUUUGUUGAUGGCGAGAUUCGAUAUGCUAUUCGACACGAGUACGCCCAGACGGCCGUUGAUGUUCUCGCUCAACGCGAGCGACUGGCCUUUCUCAAUGCGCAGACAGCCCUCGAAGCCCUCCCCUAGGUAAUAGACAUCAUAGUUGAAGAGCUCAAGUGGAGCCGUCAACGAAAGGACCUUGAAUGGAAAGAAUGUGCGUACCUCUGACUAAUGUCCCAUCCCAU